AUGGGGGACUGGAGCUCAUUGGGGAAGUUGUUAGAGAGCGCUCAGGAGCACUCCACUGUGGUGGGGAAGGUGUGGCUCUCUGUGCUCUUCAUCUUCAGGAUCCUGGUUCUGGGAGCAGCAGCGGAGAAGGUGUGGGGUGACGAGCAGUCAGGUUUCACCUGUGACACCAAGCAGCCUGGCUGCCAAAACGUCUGCUACGACCGCACCUUCCCCAUAUCACACAUCCGUUUCUGGGUCAUGCAGAUCAUCUUUGUGUCAGUGCCCACUCUUAUAUACCUGGGACACAUCCUGCACCUGCUGCGCAUGGAGGACAAGCAGAAGCGCCUAGAUCAGGAUGGAACUGGGAAACCAGGGAAAGCCAUGGCAACAAUUCGGGAUGAACAGGGGAAGAUUCAGCUGCAGGGGGCGCUGCUUCGCACAUACAUCCUCAAUGUCAUUUUCAAAACACUGCUGGAGGUGGGCUUCCUGGUGGCACAGUACUUCCUAUAUGGCUUUGAGCUCAAGCCCAUGUACACAUGCAGCAGCUGGCCGUGUCCCAAUACCGUAAACUGCUAUAUCUCACGCCCUACAGAGAAAACCAUCUUCAUCCUGUUCAUGCUCGCUGUAGCAUGUGUGUCACUUCUUCUAAAUUUAGUGGAGAUGUACCACCUUAGCUUCACCAAGUGUCACCAGGGUCUCAGCUAUCGCCAUUCGCUCUCUGACUCUUCCUCUAAAGCACCUAGUGAGGAAGCUGUCAUUCCAUUUGUUGCCAGUUACCCUUAUUUCCCUGCCCACACCCAGCCCCCUGAACAUCAGUACAAACUCCCAGACACUGACGGUACGUUUCCCAUGUACGGGAGUCGCUCCGCCCACAAACAGAACAACGAUAAUCUUGCUGUGGAGCACAUUACCACAGAGUCCAAACCUGAUGCUGCAGAACCCAAACCUGAUGAAACCAGGGUGAAGAAAACCUCAAGCUCCGCCCCUGGAUCUCCACAUUACCAGCGCAGGCAGAGCUAUGCUAGUCGCUAUAGCAACAACAAGAGCAGACUUGAUGAUCUGAAGAUUUGA
Neoarius graeffei (lesser salmon catfish) is the source of this 1050-nucleotide messenger RNA. RefSeq names its product gap junction protein, alpha 2 (gene gja2). The record is from RefSeq and is a predicted model, not a curated record. NCBI's taxonomy places the organism in Eukaryota, Metazoa, Chordata, Actinopteri, Siluriformes, Ariidae. The coding region runs from base 1 to 1050 and encodes 349 amino acids. The transcript has a single exon. Gene Ontology annotation, biological process: cell communication. Gene Ontology annotation, cellular component: connexin complex.